CCUGAGCUGGCUGCAGACUGAAGACUGCCUCUCCCUGCCUGCUCUCUGCCUCGCUGGGAAGGGUGCCUGUCCCUGCUAAUGAGCAAGACCUUUUGAAAGCAUUUUCCUCAGCACCAGAGUGUGACGAAGCUGAACUGUGGGAAGGAAAGGAGGGCCGGUGGACAUGACUAUGGAGAAAGCUCAGGGCAAGACGCACCAGAAUCCGGAGCACUCUCUCCUGGCAAGCCUGAGUGACCCACAGGUGACACUGCUGUCUGUGCAGAAGAGAUGCACCUUCAGGAGGAGCCCGGGGCUUGGGAGCCUGGCCAGAUCGGAGUCUUCGGAGGAGAAAUGUCCUCCGCAGCCAGAGGAAGAAUUGUCACCGGGUGUUUUAGCUAGAACCCUGGAAAGGAGGUCCCAGAUCUUAUCUAAACUUGCUUUGCCUGCACGGCCCUGGGAACAAUCCACGAAGCAGAGCUUCGCCUUCGAUAACAUUGGCUACGAAGGGGGGCUGGACAGCACCCGCUCAUCCCCAGCCACCACCGGUGUGGUUAGCAUCCUGGGCAUGACUUGUCAUUCUUGUGUCAAGUCCAUCGAGGACAGGAUCUCCAGUCUGAAAGGCAUUGUGAACAUUGAAGUUUCUCUGGAACAGGGCCGCGCCACGGUCAAGUAUGUGCCGUCGGUCUUGAACCUGCAGCAGAUUUGCCUCCAGAUUGAGGAUAUGGGCUUUGAGGCCAGCGCUGAGGAAGGAAAGGCUGCCUCCUGGCCUUCCAGGUCCUCCGCAGCCCAGGAGGCAGUGGUCAAGCUCCGGGUAGAGGGCAUGACCUGUCAGUCCUGUGUCAACUCCAUCGAAGGCAAGAUCCGGAAACUGCAAGGGGUUGUGAGGGUCAGAGUCUCCCUAGGCAACCAAGAGGCCGUCAUUGCUUAUCAGCCGUACCUCAUUCAACCUGAAGACCUCAGGGACCACGUCUGUGACAUGGGAUUCGAAGCUGCCAUCAAGAAUAGAACAGCUCCCUUAAGGCUGGGGCCAAUUGAUAUCGACAAGUUAGAAAGCACUAACCUAAGGAGAACAGCAGUCUCUCCUAUCCAGAACGCCAAUCAUUUGGAGACCCGCCUGGCCACCCUCCCACUGAGAAUAGACGGAAUGCACUGUAAAUCGUGUGUUUUGAAUAUCGAAGGAAAUAUAGGCCAACUCCCAGGGGUUCAAACUAUUCAUGUGUCCUUGGAGAACAAAACCGCUCAAAUACAGUUUGACCCUUCUUGUAUCACCCCCUUGUUCUUACAGACAGCCAUCGAGGCACUGCCACCUGGGCACUUUAAAGUGUCUCUUCCCGAUGGAGUAGAGGAGAAUGAGCCCGAAAGUGGCACUUCCGGUGCCCCCUCCCCUGGCUCCUCCCAGAGACACCAGGAGCAGGGCCCCUGCAGGUCGGCGGUGCUCACCAUCACUGGCAUUACCUGUGCCUCAUCUGUUCAGCCCAUCGAAGACAUGCUGUCCCAGAGGAAAGGUGUGCAGCGGAUAUCCAUCUCUUUGGCAGAAGGGACUGGAGCAGUUCUUUAUGAUCCCUCCAUAGUUAGCUCGGAGGAACUCCGCACGGCUGUAGAAGACAUGGGAUUUGAGGUGUCAGUGAAUUCUGAAAACUUUACUAUUAACCGUGUCAGAAACUUCAGCUCUGAUACACCAGGGUCUGCGCAAAAAAUGGCUUCUGACACUAGAGAGCUCCCUACACACCAAGGUCCUGGCCACCCGUCAGAUAUCCCACCAUCCCCUGGGGCAACAGAACCACAGAAGUGCUUCGUACAGAUCAAAGGCAUGACCUGUGCGUCCUGUGUGUCUAACAUAGAAAGGAGUCUUCAGAGACAUGCUGGUAUUCUCUCUGUGUUGGUUGCCUUGAUGUCGGGAAAGGCAGAGGUCAAGUAUGAUCCAGAGGUCAUCCAGUCGCCCAGGAUAGCUCAGCUCAUCCAGGACCUGGGCUUCGAAGCAGCAAUCAUGGAGGACAACACAGUCUCUGAAGGUGACAUCGAACUGAUUAUCACAGGGAUGACCUGUGCUUCCUGUGUUCACAGCAUUGAGUCCAAGCUCACAAGGACAAAUGGCGUCACUUACGCCUCUGUGGCUCUCGCCACCAGCAAAGCCCAUGUGAAGUUUGAUCCUGAAAUCGUUGGUCCCCGUGACAUCAUCAAGAUCAUCGAGGAAAUUGGCUUUCAUGCUUCCCUGGCCCAGAGAAACCCCAGCGUUCAUCACUUGGACCAUAAAGUGGAAAUAAAACAGUGGAAGAAGUCUUUCCUGUGUAGCCUGGUGUUCGGCAUCCCUGUCAUGGGCCUGAUGAUCUACAUGUUAAUCCCCACCAAUAAGCCCCACGAGACGAUGGUCCUGGACCACAACAUCAUCCCAGGACUGUCUGUCCUCAACCUCAUCUUCUUCAUCUUGUGUACCUUUGUCCAAUUCCUGGGUGGGUGGUACUUCUACGUACAAGCCUACAAAUCGCUGAGACACAAGUCAGCCAACAUGGACGUGCUCAUUGUGCUAGCCACAACCAUUGCCUACGCCUACUCCCUGGUCAUCCUGGUGGUCGCAGUAGCUGAGAAGGCAGAGAAGAGCCCCGUGACCUUCUUUGACACGCCCCCCAUGCUCUUUGUGUUCAUUGCCCUGGGACGGUGGCUGGAACACGUGGCAAAGAGCAAAACUUCAGAAGCCCUUGCAAAACUCAUGUCACUCCAAGCCACAGAAGCCACAGUUGUGACCCUGGGUGAGGACAACUUAAUCCUCAGAGAGGAGCAAGUGCCCAUGGAGCUAGUGCAGCGAGGCGAUAUCAUCAAGGUUGUCCCUGGGGGCAAGUUCCCAGUGGAUGGGAAAGUCCUAGAAGGAAACACCAUGGCAGACGAGUCCCUCAUCACAGGAGAGGCCAUGCCUGUCACUAAGAAACCCGGGAGCAUAGUGAUUGCUGGCUCUAUAAAUGCCCAUGGCUCUGUGCUUGUUAAAGCUACCCAUGUGGGCAAUGACACUACGUUGGCUCAGAUUGUAAAGUUGGUGGAAGAGGCCCAGAUGUCAAAGGCUCCCAUUCAACAGCUGGCUGACCGGUUUAGUGGGUAUUUCGUCCCAUUUAUCAUCAUCAUUUCAACCUUGACCCUGGUGGUGUGGAUCAUCAUUGGCUUUGUCGAUUUCAGUGUGGUUCAGAAGUACUUUCCGAACCCCAGCAAGCACAUCUCGCAGACAGAGGUCAUCAUCCGCUUUGCCUUUCAGACGUCCAUCACAGUGCUGUGCAUCGCCUGCCCCUGCUCCCUGGGGCUGGCCACGCCCACAGCCGUUAUGGUGGGCACCGGAGUGGCUGCCCAGAACGGUGUCCUCAUCAAAGGGGGGAAGCCUCUGGAGAUGGCACACAAGAUAAAGACCGUUAUGUUUGACAAAACUGGCACCAUUACCCAUGGGGUCCCCAGAGUCAUGCGGUUCCUGCUGCUUGUGGACAUGGCUACACUAUCCCUCAGGAAGGUUCUGGCGGUGGUGGGCACUGCAGAGGCCAGCAGCGAGCACCCCUUAGGCGUGGCCGUCACUAAAUACUGCAAAGAGGAACUUGGGACAGAGACCCUGGGAUACAGCACGGACUUCCAGGCAGUGCCGGGCUGUGGGAUUAGCUGCAAAGUCACCAAUGUGGAAAGCAUCCUGGCUCACAGUGACCCGACUGCUCAUCCUGCUGGGGUUGGCCACCCUCCCGUGGGGGAAGGUGCAGGUCCUCAGACUUUCUCUGUGCUGAUUGGAAACCGGGAAUGGAUGCGGCGCAAUGGUUUAACUAUCUCCAGUGACAUCAGUGACGCCAUGACAGAUCAUGAGAUGAAAGGACAGACGGCCAUCCUGGUGGCCAUUGAUGGUGUACUCUGCGGGAUGAUCGCCAUCGCAGAUGCUGUCAAACCCGAGGCUGCCCUGGCUAUCUUCACCCUGAAAAGCAUGGGUGUGGAUGUGGCUCUGAUCACAGGGGACAACCGAAAGACAGCCAGAGCCAUUGCCACUCAGGUUGGCAUCAACAAAGUCUUUGCGGAGGUACUGCCUUCUCACAAGGUGGCCAAGGUCCAGGAGCUUCAGAACGAAGGAAAGAAAGUCGCCAUGGUGGGAGACGGGGUGAACGACUCCCCAGCCUUGGCCCAGGCUGAUGUGGGCAUCGCUAUUGGGACUGGCACAGAUGUUGCCAUUGAAGCAGCUGACGUGGUCCUGAUCAGAAAUGACUUAUUGGACGUGGUGGCCAGCAUUCAUCUCUCCAAGAGGACCGUCCGGAGGAUCCGGGUCAAUCUGGUGCUGGCAUUGAUUUAUAACAUGGUUGGGAUACCUAUUGCUGCAGGUGUCUUCAUGCCCGUUGGCAUCGUGCUCCAGCCGUGGAUGGGCUCAGCGGCCAUGGCUGCCUCCUCUGUAUCUGUGGUACUCUCGUCUCUUCAGCUCAAGUGCUAUAGAAAGCCUGACCUAGAGAGAUAUGAGGCCCAGGCCCAUGGCCGCAUGAAGCCCCUGAGUGCCUCCCAAGUCAGCGUGCACAUUGGCAUGGAUGAUCGGCGGAGGGAUUCUCCCAGGGCCACAGCGUGGGACCAGGUCAGCUAUGUGAGCCAAGUGUCUCUGUCCUCCCUGACGUCAGACAGAUUGUCUCGGCAUGGUGGUCCAGCAGAGGACGGCGGUGACAAAUGGUCCCUGCUCCUGAGUGACAGGGAUGAAGAGCAGUGCAUCUGAGUGUUCCUAGGGGCAGCCCUGGGCCGGUGGUCUAGCCAGCAGGUGCAGCCUCAACAGGCUGCAGUGGGGUGGGCGAAGCUUACUGUGAGACCCAAGCAAGACCCGAGCAUCCUGUUAGCCUUACCAGCAAGUGUGUGGUGUAUCUGCAGAGGUUGGGUGGAAUUGCUCUGUCAGAAGCUGCUAGGUGGGGCAAAAUACACUGUUCUCACUGCUUUCCAUGAGGGCAAGGUCACACCCUGCUUGGAGUUUAGUACAGGAGAGGAAGCCAGCACUCGCCACAGAGCCCUGCCUAGUAGAUUUGUAUAUACUGUCUGUGAAGUGAGGAACAGGCUCAUCAGGACCACAAUCCUAGCUUGGCCCCCCUGGAAAGCUCUACCCAGAGCUUCCCUGUUCCAAGAACUCCCAUAAAGGCUGGAGUUAGCCAGCACACAUGGCUGUGUCAGUCUAAGGCUACUUCAGACGAGCCUGUUGUUCUCUGCCUGGCGUAGUAGUCCUUGGGACUGGCACUGCCUGCCUUCUAUCUUCUGAGGGUAGAAUUUGUGUCUUGGGUCCGAUGCUCUGGCUCCUGCAUAUCUGCCUGCCUAAAGGUAGUGCCCUGGUUUGCAGCCCAUCCCAAGAGCUAUCUGACAUCCCUCUACUCUGAGGAGAGAAUGCCAUUCUGCUUAGAGCCACAUCUACAGACUCACAACAUGCUGCUCUCAACCAGCUGGAGAGAUACCUCAGAACCUGACCGUAGUUCAUUUUCUUAUGGGGUCCAGGUCCUUGCCUCUCAGGGCACCUUAUAUGGCCCUGCUGUAGCCUGUGGUGUGUAAAGCACUGUCUCUUGGGAGGUGUGUGCAUACGGGGACCCCCUGUCACUUAGUGGGGUCCAUUGGAGUUUGUCACAAAUGCCUAGCGUGUGUGCCUGGAGAGAGUUGUCCCACCAGAAAAGAGUGAAGUUCUCAACAGAGAGCUGUCUGCUGCUGAGGGGACAUCUGAAUGAGGGACAUCCACAGCCCCCAGUGAGAAUGCUUUUGUCAUCUAUGACUGUCUGUAAUCAGAGGACAGGGAUGGGGCCAGCUUAACUGAGCGAGUGGCUGAGCCACCCCGGACAGACUGGCACAUUAAACAACAACAAAACUCCU
Mastomys coucha (southern multimammate mouse) is the source of this 5808-nucleotide messenger RNA. It is a transcript of the gene Atp7b, whose product is annotated as ATPase copper transporting beta. Gene Ontology annotation, biological process: monoatomic cation transport. The transcript has 21 exons. Lineage: Eukaryota; Metazoa; Chordata; Mammalia; Rodentia; Muridae. Gene Ontology annotation, cellular component: membrane. Bases 164 to 4684 code for a protein of 1506 amino acids. Gene Ontology annotation, molecular function: ATPase-coupled monoatomic cation transmembrane transporter activity; ATP hydrolysis activity; copper ion binding. The record is from RefSeq and is a predicted model, not a curated record.